Vicugna pacos (alpaca) is the source of this 3037-nucleotide messenger RNA. Its product is annotated as zinc finger protein 587B-like. Gene Ontology annotation, cellular component: nucleus. The record is from RefSeq and is a predicted model, not a curated record. NCBI's taxonomy places the organism in Eukaryota, Metazoa, Chordata, Mammalia, Artiodactyla, Camelidae. Gene Ontology annotation, molecular function: RNA polymerase II cis-regulatory region sequence-specific DNA binding; DNA-binding transcription activator activity, RNA polymerase II-specific. Gene Ontology annotation, biological process: regulation of transcription by RNA polymerase II.
GGUCAGGUCCGAGGUGAGUGGACUGAGGAGACGCAAACAAGAGGAGUUAUUCCUGCUGCACAGAAGCGGGUCUGAAUCACAGGACGGCUCUGCCCACAGACUUCAAUGGCGGCGGCCGCGCUGAGGGACCCACUUCAGGGCAGUGUGACCUUUGAAGAUGUGGUUGUGUACUUCUCCUGGGAGGAAUGGGGUCUCCUUGAUGAGACUCAGAGAUGCCUGUACCAUGAUGUGAUGCUGGAGAACUUUGCACUUGUGACCUCACUGGGUUGUUGGUAUGGAAUGGAGGACGAGGAAGCAUUUUCUGUGCAGAAGGUUUCUGUGGAACAAAUUUCACCAGGCAAGAGUCUACAUCCAGACCCAUCCAUUCAGAAGACUCAGCCCUGUGAGAAAUGUGUGGCCAGGAGAGGUAUCUGGUGCCUGGCUGAGUACCAAGAAUCACAUCCUGGGCAGGAGUCACACACCUGUGAGGCAUGUGGACAGCAGUUCUGGGCCAGUCCAAACCUUCACCAGCACCAGAAGCACAAUGCAGAGAGGCCAUUCAAAAGGGACGUGGACAGGGCCUCCUUUGUGACGAGCUGCAAAUUCCGUGUUUCAGGGAAGCCCUUCACCUGUGAGGAAGUUGGGAAAGACUUCCUGGCGGUAUUGAAUCUUCUCCAACAUCAGGCCACCCUCAAAGGGGCACCACCACACAGCAGCUUCAAGCACGAGGAAUCCUUUCACAGUGGAAAAAGUCAUUUCAAGGACGGUGAAUAUAGGGAUCUCUGCAGUUAUGAAUACACACUUUUUCAGCAUCAGCAAAUUCACACUAGAGAGAGUUAUUACAACUGUGAUGACUGUGAGAAACCCUUUAACCAAAGCUCCAUUCUAAUUAAUUGCCAGAGAGCUGACCUAGAAGCAAAGUCUUAUGAGUGCAAUGAAUGUGGGAAAUCCUUUAACCAAAGCUAUAAACUCAUUCAACACCACAGAAUUCACACUGGAGCAAGGCCUUACAAGUGCGUUGAAUGUGGAAAAGCCUUCACCUACAAACUGAGACUUGUGCAGCACCUUCAAGUCCACAACAAAGUGAGGCCUUAUGAGUGUGGUGAAUGUGGGAAAGCCUUUAGCUACAGCUCCACUCUCAUUAAACACCAGAGGGUUCACACUGGAGCCAGGCCUUAUAAGUGUGGUGAGUGUGGGAAUUCCUUUAGCCAGAGCUCCAACCUCAUUCAGCACCAGAAGAUUCACAGUGGGGCAAGGCCUUACAAAUGCAGUGAAUGUGGAAAAUCCUUCAGCUAUAAAUGCAAACUUGUGCAGCAUCUGCGAAUUCACACUGGAGAAAGGCCUUAUGAGUGCAGUGAAUGCGGGAAAUCCUUUAGCCACAGCUCCACUCUCAAUCAACACCAGAGAAUUCACACAGGAGCCAGACCUUAUAAAUGUGAUGAGUGUGAGAAAUCCUUCAGCCAGAAGUCCAACCUAAUUCAGCACCGCAGAGUUCACACAGGAGAAAAGCCUUAUGAGUGUGGGGAGUGUGGGAAAUCCUUCAGUCAAAGCUCCCACAUCAUUCAACACAGAAAACUUCACACCAGAUGACCUCAUGACUGCACCUACAGGGAACAGGAGUUCCUUUGUGAGGGAACUAUCUGGAGUUGAACCUGUACACCUGCACAUCCCCUGUGGGAGGCUUUCAGGAGCCUGUCUGCAUAUUCUACUGCUGGUUCCCUUGUCUGAAUUGCGUCCUUUUCAGCUUGGCAGAAGCCUCACCUCUACCACUUGGCAGGUUCUAGGUUCCAACAGUGUGUCAGGCACCCAGUGCAGUCAGGGAGAGCAGGUGUGUCUGUUCUCUGUCCUGCUUCUCUCCAGGACAAUAUGAUUAAUUUUCAGGGGCCCCUGUUUCCCUCCCCUCUGGCUGAUGAGAUCUGGGUAAUAGCAGCGGCAGGUUUACCUUCUUCCGGUUCUGGUCUAGCUUGCAUUGCGGGCCGAGGUCCCCUGGGAGGACUGGGGGGCUUUGUAGUCCUAACUUACGGCCUGGCCUGGGAUGCCGCAGACCCAGCAGUCACCUGGAGGAGGCUGGAGUUGUCAUGACAACCUCUAUAGUGCUUCUGUGCGAAGUUAAAUCGGUUCCCUUUUCCCAAGGAUGUCACAUAAUGCUGAGCACUGUUGUAGGGAAGCUGUUCCCCUGGACCUUCAUGGCUAGAGUUCUGGUGGCACUGGUUUAUAAAACUACCUGAGGUUGAAAUCUUCACACAGAAACACUGGAGGGCACUGUGCCUCCACAGAUGGUCCAGCCACUGUGGGAUGAGCAUGUACACACCAUACCUGUGUCCCUUCUGCAGAGGGGCCACUGUCAGAGCAAAGAAAAAUAAAAACCUUAUUUUUGUAGCCUCUGGACACUCCUGCAUAGACAAGAAUAGAAGGGAGGUCCCGCCGCCCAGGGAUAUAGCUUAUGUGGCCCAGCAUGGUUCCCCCGACCCCUGAUGCAGGGCUGCCCUUCCCAAGGCAGGAGGAGGAAGAGUGGAGUCAAUUUAGGUUUUCUAAACCUCUGGUUAUGAGGGGGUGAAAAGAGGAUUUAAGAUUUCUAUUUGAGGUAUAAUUGAUCUAAAUUGUUUAUGACUAGUUUUAACAAAAGUGUAUACCUAUGAAACCACUGACCAUAUCUAUAACUCAGUUUUAGGUUCUUUGUUCCAGAAAACUGGCACUAAACAUGAAGGCUUCCCUCCCCAGGGAGGGACACAGAGCAGCAUUAAUAUGAGGACCCUUUAAAGCAAGUUGCUUCUUGCCCUCACAGCCACUAUUGAUUUAUGGAUUAAUUUUAUAGAAUUUUCUAUGAUUUAAAUCAUGAAAUGUUUACUUUUAAAAAAUUGUGCUUUUCUCCAUACUGCAUAAUCAUACUUUGUGAUUCAUAAAUGUUGCUUAUUAUGUAAAUACUUCAGUCUUUUAUAGCUGAGUAACUCGCCCGUAUGGUACCAUGGUUUUGUCUAUCCGUUUAUCUGUUAAUGGACCUUCUGCUUGUUUCCAGUUUGGGGCUACAAAUAAAGCCUUAUGAAUGCACAAGUGGAAA